Saxophila tyrrhenica is the source of this 1275-nucleotide messenger RNA. RefSeq names its product RNA-splicing factor (gene CWC25). The record is from RefSeq and is a predicted model, not a curated record. Gene Ontology annotation, biological process: mRNA splicing, via spliceosome. The transcript has 2 exons. NCBI's taxonomy places the organism in Eukaryota, Fungi, Ascomycota, Dothideomycetes, Mycosphaerellales, Extremaceae. The coding region runs from base 1 to 1275 and encodes 424 amino acids. Gene Ontology annotation, cellular component: U2-type spliceosomal complex.
AUGGGAGGCGAUCUCAACUUGAAGAAAUCAUGGCAUCCUCAUCUGAUGACCAACCAGAAGCGCGUCUGGGCCGAAGAAAAGAAAGCACUGGACGAGCGCAAGAAAAUCGAGCAAGUGCUCAAGGAGCGCGCAGAGGAGCGCCAGAUUCUCGAGCUCGAGCAGAUGCAAGAGGCGGCCGGUGGCAAGAAGCGGACUGAUCGUGUCGACUGGAUGUACAAUGGCCCCGGCUCGAACGGACCUGGUGCCGGUGUGAGCGAGGAGAUGGAGGGGUAUUUGCUCGGCAAGCGCAGGCUGGAUGGGUUGGUGAAGAAGAGUGAGACCGAGAGCUUGAAGAAGGAUGCUGAGUCGGCGGGUGGGGAGGGUGGAUUUAUGGCACUCAACACGAAUGCGAACUCGAUGAGGGAUACGGCGUCGAAAGUAGCGAGCGAUCCCAUGCUUGCGAUCAAGAAGCAGGAGCAGGCUGCUUACGAGGCCAUGAUGAGCGAUCCUGUCCGGAGGAGGCAGCUGAUGCAGGCCGCAGGGAAGGACGAGGAUGAAGAGAAACCGAAAGACCGCGACCGGGAGAGGAAGCACCGAAAGCACAGGCAUCGACAUCGAGAUGACGAUGGGCACAGGAGCAAAAGGCGACGAUACUCUGAAGAAGACGACGAGAGGCGGUCGCGUCGUCAUCAUUCUCACCGGCACAGAAGGAGGCCAUCCAGGAGACAUCGCGAUGACCGCAGAUAUCGAUCGAGGCGGGACCGUGCUGACAGUGUUUCGCGCUCCCGGUCGCCUUACAGACGCCGUGGCAGUCCUUCGCCAUCGCCGUCUCCAUCUCGUUCGCCACCAAGGCGUCGCGAUCGAGAUGACCGCAACGACCGCAGAAGGUCGUAUCCCAGCCCACGGCGCUCUGGCUCGUCCGACUCGAGGUCAAUAUCACCAUACAAAGCUGGCAAGGACGACAGGAGCCGACAAAGCGGUCGACGCUCACCGUCUUACGGUCACUACAAGAAACCCUACACCUCGCCUCCCGGAGACAAGCGACCUUCCAAAAAUGCUGCGGACCCGGAAACCGAGCGCCUUGCAAAGCUGGCGGCCAUGCAGUCGAACGCUUCCGAUCUUGAGACUGAGCGCAAGUCAAGGCUGGCUGACAUCGAGGCCAAGGAGGCACGACAGCGGGAGGAAGACGACAAGAAGCGUUCUGACAAAGCCCGCUUUAUUGGCAGUGUGCGAAAGGAAGCAGAGGGUGUGGACGCCGGGCGGAGGUUUGGCAAAGGGCGGAUGGAGCUUGAUUGA